Molecule: messenger RNA, 636 nt
Organism: Gloeophyllum trabeum ATCC 11539
Lineage: Eukaryota; Fungi; Basidiomycota; Agaricomycetes; Gloeophyllales; Gloeophyllaceae
Product: DUF1748-domain-containing protein
Exons: 3
Coding region: 106-333 (75 amino acids)
Cellular component (GO): cytoplasm
Source: RefSeq, a predicted model, not a curated record
CAUCACCAUUUAACCCCUCCUCGUCCAUAGACUGGCCAUCGAACGCACUACCAUACCUCUAAUUGCAUAACCGUCGGCCUACCGCCGUCGUCGCACUCACCCCGAAUGGCGCUGGGCAAACUCUUCCACUAUGCCCUCGAUGCAGUGUUCGUGUCUACUGUCUUAGCGGGAGUACGGCGUUCGAGCGGUUUCAGACCAGACACCACACAGGUACCAGAGGGCACCGUCCGCACCGUCGCCGACACGUACCUGGGAGUUGGGGAGACCAUAUUCGACAUGAUACAAGGGACCGCUGUGAACAGCGAGUACUUCAAGCGCGAUACACGGAGAUGAUGGGAUGAGCACUGAAGAGCGUGGAGAGCGUAUAGCAUAUCUGCGCGAACGGAGCGAUCUGUAUCUUAUGUCCCGUGUACGCAGGGUGGAGGGUAUUUAUUUUGGCAACAUCAACCCAGUUCCUUACCACAUCAACUCUUGUGGAUAGUCCUGCAGUGCUGUCAGGCUGAACAGAGUCGUUUUCCAGGGCGUCACUCGCUAACCUGCAAUAUGCUACUCGACAGGCUCUGAAGACGGUGCAAGUCAUUCGUUUGCCGAAUAUCAGUUCAAGUUAGGGUCGACCUUCGAAUGCUUCCAUCGGAG